Molecule: messenger RNA, 2493 nt
Organism: Dimorphilus gyrociliatus
Lineage: Eukaryota; Metazoa; Annelida; Polychaeta; Dinophilidae
Source: the annotation of a GenBank genome assembly
AUUCAUUUCUUUGUGAACGACUCAUGAGGAUUUACAACGCUCGAUUUUAACCGUUCUAGACCUAUUUCAGUCGUUUUCGAUAAAAAUCAAGGCUCUUCAACAUGCUAUAAGACAGAUCUGAGGAAAUACUUGACAAAAGAUGGAAAUAGUUAAAUCUCUUUUCCUACUCUGCGUUAUUUUUCAGACGACAACUUCCUUUUCCUCUAAAUACAGAAAAUGCGAGAGAAUAACAAUUAAUGACUGUAAAAAUGUUGGUUAUAAUUAUACUUUAAUGCCGAAUGUUUUUGGACACACGGCUCAAUCAGAAACGGAAAAUGCUUUUGUGAUGCAUCUGGUCAGAAUGACCAAACAAUCAACUUCGUUAUGCCACGAUCAUGCAAAGUUCUUUUUGUGUGCUGUUGUCGUUCCAAUGUGCUCGGAUGCAUAUCCUCCAAAACCGAUGGUCGUAAGACCUUGUAGAGAACUAUGCGAAGAAGUCAAAAAGGAUUGUGAGACUACUCUGAAGGUCUUUGGAGUUAUUUGGCCAGCUGCUAUUAGAUGCGAGGACCUUAUCUCCGAAGAAAACCAAGAUGGAGAAGUUUGCAUGCAACCACCUUCUAAAGAUAUGAGAAAGAAUGAUCACAGACGCAAAGACAGUAGAAACAGAGACGAUUAUUAUACUUUUGGAAAUUCUGACUCAGCUAGGAAUCAAAUAAAUCGUUGUCCAGAUAGAUUUGUCUAUGUACCGACGAUGUCCAAUAAGACGAAGAAAUGCGCUAUGGCAUGUGAUAGAGACGUGCUAUUCAGAGAAACAGACAGACAGUUCGCCAAAUCUUGGAUGACUGCCUGGGCGACUGUCUGCUUUAUUACAUCAUUCUUGACCGUACUCACGUUUGCUUUGGACGCUUCAAGAUUUCCGUUCCCAGAACGACCCGUAGUAAUGUUAGCAUUUUGCUACGCAGCCUAUGCAAUUCCGUAUAUAAUUCGAGCUAUUGUCAAGACGACUGCCUGUGGUAAAGAAAAUAACAGAUUAUACACGCUUCAAGAUGGUUUUGAUAAGCCAGUAUGUUUAGUCAUAUUCAUCUUUUUAUAUUACUUUGGAAUGGCUGGUGCAAUAUGGUGGACCAUACUUACUUUUACAUGGUUCCUGGCCGCCAGAAAAGGAUGGGGUAAAGAAUCUAUCGCCAAACUCUCAAAUUACUUUCACAUAGUGGCUUGGGUCUUACCGGCUGUUCCCACAGUUGUUGCUAUAGUUGCACGAAAAGUGGAUGGAGAGCAAUUAACCAAUUUAUGCUAUGUUGGUGGUCAUGAUCGUACGGCCCUCUUGGGUUUCGUUAUCGUACCGUUGUCAGCCUUAUUGGUUAUCGGUACUUUAUUUAUUUUAUCCGGUUUUUGUGGUCUAUUCAACUUGAGGAGACAUCCUCCCCCCGAUCCUUCUUAUCCUAAUGAACUUAACAUUAAAAGAUUGGAACGGCUUAUGGUAAGAUUAGGCUUGUUUGCCGUCUUUUAUACCGUUCCUACUAUCGUCGUAUUGGCCUGUUAUAUUUACCAAUACACUUAUAUGGAAGAAUGGCGAACGAAGGCAAUGAUGUUGAGACCUUGCCCACAUCAAAGUCAUUGUGCGCUCCAAGCUUCAAUACCUGAAGUUAUAGUAUUCGUAAUUCGAAUUCUUAUGCAAUUAAUUGUUGGAGUAACAACUGGUAUGUGGAUUUGGUCAUUUAAAACAUUAUACACUUGGCGUAGAGUAUUAUGCUGUAAAAGUGCUCCAAAUAAGCCAAAUUCUCAAACUCUUCAACCUCUAAGACAACCAGCCAGCAGUUCGAGUGGCAGAACUGGUUUUACUGGACAUACUUAUCAAUUACCACCGACUUCAACACAUUUUAGGCCUAUGACAAAUUCAUACAUUAGAACUCCAGUUAAUUUAUAAUUGAAAGAAGCAAAAAAAAGGAACAAAAACAAAAAAAAGGACAAAAAAGAGAAUACGCAGUCUUUUAUUUUUUCUUUUUUUCUUUUUAAGAAAAAAAAACACAAGAAAUUUUUGUACUGUAAAUGUUGGCUUGCUAUUUGAGUUUUUUUUUUCUGCUAAUUGAUUAGUACAUCUCUUCCUUGUUUAGACUUUGUAGAUGAAAAUUAAUUGUUAGUCUCUUUUUAAAAAAUUUUUUUAUACAUUCUUUUGUUAGAUAAGUGUUGCAUGAUGUAAUCAAAUAAAUAAAUCAAAAUGAAAUAGCCUAUAUAUAUAUAUAUACCUGUUUAUGCAUAUACACUGUAUAGGCGUAUUCUAAAACUUCAAACAUUGUUUGUUUUUUUCACUCCUCUCUUCUCGAGUAUAAAAAGCCUUUUUCCAAAGGUCUUCUAUUAUCAUUCAGAUAGAGUUGAAUUAAAAAAAAAGAUGGUAUCUUUUACAAAGUUGUUUAUUGACUAUAAGAAGACCCUUUUACCGUUACUAUUCACUCUAUAAAAGGGUCUAUCUUACAUCUAAAAAGAAUAUUUACUCUCCAUCCAUCAUGCGUUUAU